Molecule: messenger RNA, 3751 nt
Organism: Myotis lucifugus (little brown bat)
Lineage: Eukaryota; Metazoa; Chordata; Mammalia; Chiroptera; Vespertilionidae
Gene: CD101
Product: CD101 molecule
Exons: 10
Coding region: 34-3087 (1017 amino acids)
Molecular function (GO): hydrolase activity, acting on carbon-nitrogen (but not peptide) bonds, in cyclic amides
Source: RefSeq, a predicted model, not a curated record
UGCCACCACCAGCAGAGCUCUGCACGGGUCCCCAUGGCACGCAUCCCACGUGUGGCAUCUCUCCUUCUCUUUCUCACUAAGCUCAGCAUUGGCCAGAGAGAAGUAACAGUUCAGAAAGGACCGCUGUUUAGAGCUGAAGGUUACCCUGUCAGCAUCGGCUGCAAGGUAACUGGCCACCAGGGACCUUCCGAGCAGCAUUUCCAGUGGUCUGUUUACCUGCCGACAGCCCCGGCCCGAGAAAUCCAGAUCGUUAGCACCAAGGAUGCCGACUUCACUUACGCAGCGUAUGCGCAGCGGGUGCGAAGCAGGGAUGUCUACGUGGAGAGGCUCCAGGGCAACUCAGUCUUGUUGCACAUCUCAAAGCUCCAGGUGAAGGAUUCUGGUGAAUAUGAGUGUCACACACCGAACACUGAUGGCAAAUACUAUGGGAGUUACAGUGCGAAGACUACUCUGACUGUUAUUCCAGACACCCUCUCUGCCACCAUGAGUCCCCAGACUCUCAGUAAGGAGGAAGGUGAGCCGUUAGAACUUACCUGUGAGGCAGCCAAAGCCACAGCUCAGCAUACCCACCUGUCUGUCGCCUGGUACCUGCUGCAGGAUGGAGGAAGUCCAGCCACCAAGAUUAUUUCCCUCUCCAAAGAUUUUACGUUGCUCCCUGGGCCCUCAUACACAGAGAGGUUUGCACGUAGUGCCGUGCGGCUCGACAAGCUUGGGGCCGCUACCUUCAGGCUGUCCAUAGGGAGCCUGCAGCCCUCGGAUCAAGGCCGGCUGUUCUGUGAGGCAACUGAAUGGAUUCAGGAUCCGGAUGAAACCUGGACUUUCAUUGCAAAAAAGCAGACAGAUCAAACAACCUUGAGAAUCCAGCCAGCAGUGAGAGAUUUUCAAGUCAACCUUACGGCCGAGAGCACGUUUACUGAAGGGAAACCCUUGGAACUGGUGUGCCAGGUACUGGGCAGUGGCCGGGACCCACAGCUUCAGGGCGUUUGGUUCUUCAAUGGUAUGGAAGUGGCCCGCAUUGAUGCCAGUGGAGUUCUGGGCCUGAAGGAAGGCUACAACGAGAGAGCAAGUCAAGGACAACUCCAGGUUUCAAAGUUGAGCCCCAAGGCUUUCUCUUUCAAGAUCUUCUCUGCGGGCCCAGAGGAUGAAGGCACCUACAGAUGCGCAGUGGCGGAGAUGACAAGGGCUCAGAUGGGCUCCUGGCAGCUGCUUCAGAGCAAGCAAUCCCCAGACAGUCACGUGCACCUGAGGAAGCCAGCAGCAAGAAGUGUGGCCGUGUCUACCCAGAACAAGCAGCAAGCUGUGUGGGAAGGAGAGGCACUCACCCUUCUCUGCAAGGCAGACGGAGCCGAAAGUCUCCUGUCCGUGAGCUGGUGGCACGUGCCGCAGGGCCAGACACAGCCGGAGUUUGUGGCUGGCAUGGAGCAGGAUGGCACCGUGCAACUGGGUGCCUCCUAUGGGACACCCACUAACCACGGCCACGCCAGGCUGGAGAAAAUGGACUGGGCCACCUUCCGGCUGGAGAUCACCUCCACCACGGUCACGGACAGUGGCACCUACGAGUGCAGAGUGUUUGAGAGGGUCCGGAGCCAGGCCAGAGGCCUGAGCUGGAUGCAGAAGACGUCGGUCACUGUAAAAUCUCUGGCGUCGAGUUUACAAGUUAGUCUGAUGAGCCGUCAACCGCAAGUGAAAUUAACCAGCACCGUUGACCUGGCCUGCAUAGUGGGGGCCGGCUACUCCGACCUCCAGGUACCACUCACCGUGACGUGGCAGUUCCAGCCCGCUGGCUCUCAUGUCUCUCACCAGCUCGUUCGAGUCACUCAUAAUGGCACCAUUGAGUGGGGGGACUUCCCGUCCCAGUUCCAAAGGAGGACAAAGAUUUCACAGUCUUCGUUCCGUUCUCAACUCUUAAUCCACGAGGCCACCGAGGAAGAGGCGGGAGUGUAUCAGUGUAAGGUGGAGGUUUAUGACAGAAAUUCCCUGCCCAUGAAUGGCCCGGCGCGGGCUUCUGCCAGUUCUCACCCCCUGAGGAUAGUCAUCUCUUUACCAGAGAGCAAGCUAAAAGUGAACUCCAGCAGUCAAGCCCAAGAGCUUGCCAUCAACUCCAACGCCGCCGUGGAAUGUGGCAUCUUAUCCAAGACGACUGGGCACCUGCAGUUGGCCGUUAUUUGGUACUUCUCUCCCAUUUCCUCUAACGCAUCCUGGCUGAGGAUCCUGGAAACGGACCAAACCAAUGUUGUAAAAUAUGGGGAUGAAUUUCAUACCCCUCGGCGAAAACAAAAAUUCCACACCGAGAAAGUUUCCCAAGACAUGUUUCAGCUACACAUUCUGAAUGUGGAAGACAGCGAUCAGGGCAAAUACCGCUGCGCGGUGCAGGAGUGGCUCUUGUCUGCAAAUGGCACUGGGUACAAGCUUGGAGAAGAGACAUCGGGUGUGACAGAACUGAAACUCAGGCCCACAGGAACUAAGGUCCAUGUCUCCAAGGUGCACUGGACAGAAAAUGCCACGGAGCACGGAGAGGCGGCCAUGCACUGCGGCCUGGAGAGCGCGGGCGGCUCGGCCUCCCUGUUCUCUGUGACGUGGUACUGGGCCGGAGAACAUUCUGGAAGUAAGAAGCUGGUGCACCUGCAGCAUGACGGCUUGCUGGAAUAUGGUGAAGAGCGGCUCAGGAGGCGCCUGCACUCUUACCGUUCGUCCCCUGCAGACUUCGUCCUGAAGCUUCGUCGGGUGGAGAUGGAGGAUGCUGGGGAGUACUGGUGCCAGGUGGUGGAGUGGCAGCUCCAUGGCACCCCAAGCAAGUGGGUCAGCCAGGCGUCGGAUGAGUCGCAGCAUAUGGUGCUCACGGUGCUGCCCUCAGAGCCCUCGUUUCCUUCCAGGAUCUGCUCGUCGGCACCUUUGAUCUAUUUUUUAUUCGUCUGCCCCUUCCUUGUGUUCCUUCUGCUCAUCUCCACCCUCUGCCUCUACUGGAAGGCCAGGAAGUUGUCGGCACUGAGGCUAACCUCCCAGAGAGAAAAGGCCCUCUGGGUGGGCUUGAAGGGGGCUGGCGAUGGGCCCGCCACCACGAAGGAGGAGGAAGAGGAAGACAGUUGAAUUCCAAGAGGCGCGCAGCCUUGUGGAGAGUGUGGACUUUGCGGUGGGACUGAUCAGACCAGGGUGUGGCUGAGUCCUGGUUCUGCCCUUCUCGGUAUCUGUGGCCUUGGGUAAGUUACCCAGGAAUCUGAGGAAACAGGUUAUCGAGCGUGUGUGUGGUGCCAGGCACUGUUACAUGUUUCUUUAUGUGUGACCUCAUCUACCCCUUGCAUCCCCCCAACAAUGAGGAGCUAGAUGGCCUCAGUACCCCGUUUUCAUUCACCAUGCCUCCCAGAGAUUCAGGUUUAAUAUCUGUGAGCAGAGGAGGCCUGCCCUCACACAGCCUCUGGGAGAUGAAGUGAGAUCCUACAGCCGUGCCCAAGGGGAGCUGCCCUCAGCUCUCCUCGCUCUUCCAUCACUGGUUCCCUGGAGACACCAGGAGCGACCUGUCCCACUGGCUCCAGGUAAUCCUUAGCCUCCAGGGGAGAAGAGUAGGGAAGGGAUGCCAGCGAGGCAAAAGGAAUUAGGGAUAUGCCCUUCGUUCCCAGUAAAUCUGCCUCCAAAAAGAACGUGACUUCCUUCGAGGCAGAAAUCUCAUCUGUAAAUGCCACUCAAGAGCUCUGCAUAGCAGGUGCGUCAUCAAUAUUGGUUCUUUGAUGAAAUGAUAAAGCAUUUUGUAGCCUGA